Molecule: messenger RNA, 339 nt
Organism: Bathycoccus prasinos
Lineage: Eukaryota; Viridiplantae; Chlorophyta; Mamiellophyceae; Mamiellales; Bathycoccaceae
Exons: 1
Coding region: 1-339 (112 amino acids)
Source: RefSeq, a predicted model, not a curated record
AUGGGCUUUUGGAACCGCCGUAAUAAUUCGGGUGAAGACGAACAGCCGUCCACUUCCUCUCCGCACCCUUUCCCACACGAUGAAAAAGAUGGUUUAUAUCGUAAACACCAAGGUCAGGUGCUUUACGAUACCGAUAAGCGCGCGAAGCCGCAUCGUUGCAACGAUAGAUUAGAAGAUGUUAUUUGUUCUCUUUAUGCGGGAGGUAAUUUAUUCUUAACCGUACCAAAGGUUUGGAGCACAUUUACGGAGUGCAUGCGAUCGAAAGAGGGCGAAGAACCGGACGUGCCGUACGUGUACUACACGCCUCCAUCGUCGAGGCUCCCUCGGAGCCGGCGGUAA